UACCAACCUAGGAAAAAUACUAUAUAUACUACUCGAAAUCCACUAAAAACACAACAUAUAAAAUUUCUAAAAUCUUUAUUAACACUUAAUGUUACACAAAUUUAUAAUGACACCAAGACCUUCACUUCUUCUAGUUGUUAUUACUCUAACACUGUUCUUCACUACAUCAGGUGCUCAAGAUCGAGCUCCUCAUGGGCUCAAUCACGAGUACAUUGUGGCGUUAUCUCCAUCUGCUUAUAAUUUCUUCCACCCAAAUGCACAAUUGAGGGUUCAAUACCCAUGUGAAGAGUCAAGUUGCUCACCUAUGCCUCUAGCUGCUACGGUUCAGUCAAGCUUAGAACAUGAAAGCAAAGCAAACGGUGGGAAAGACGUGGUAAAUGUUGGAGCUGGGGGUAUUGCUGCUAUUAUUUUUAGCUUUAUAUUUGUAGUUAUCCUAUCCAUGGGUGUCUACUAUGUGGUGACCAUCCGUCGGACCAAUUUAAGUCGGAAUCAAAGUACAGUUAUACCAUCAGCUUGAUGUGCCAGCUAGCUUACAAGCCUCUACCUAAGUUCUAGGAUAUUUUCCGACAGUUUCUAUUCAUUUCUUCAUGAAUUUAGAAUAUGUAAUGUAUGCAGCAUAUUUUUCAGCGAUUAGUGCAUAUAAUAAUUGACAAUAA
Molecule: messenger RNA, 656 nt
Organism: Erigeron canadensis
Lineage: Eukaryota; Viridiplantae; Streptophyta; Magnoliopsida; Asterales; Asteraceae
Exons: 1
Coding region: 89-517 (142 amino acids)
Source: RefSeq, a predicted model, not a curated record